AUGAUAAUAAGAAGAAGUAGAAGGAAGGGGGAGGAUUUAGAAAAGCAGCAGAAGGAGGGGAAGGAUGAAGAUAGGCAGGAGCAACAGGAGGAUGAGGAGAAUGAGCAACACAAGGAGGAGGAGGGUGGGAAAAGAACCGAUGAGAUAGGGCGUCAAAGGGCAUACACAGAGGCUAUCUUUAACACAUUUAAUUUUCUUUUUGGUCCUUCUGUCUCCAGGUCUGUGAUGCAGUGGCUCAACAGGGUUCAAUCCUUCCUGUACUGCAAUGAGAAUGGGUUCUGGGGUACCUUCCUGGAGAGCCAAAAGGCAUGUGUGUGCCACACAGGUGCAACUCUGUGCCAGCGACCAAUCCCAUGUGUCAUAGGUGGCAACAACAGCUGUGCCAUGUGCAGCCUGGCCAACAUCUCACAAUGUGGCUCCUGUAACAAGGGCUACAAGCUGUACCGUGGCCGCUGUGAGCCCCAGAAUGUGGACUCUGAACGUAGUGAGCAGUUCAUAAGUUUUGAAACUGACCUUGAUUUUCAGGACCUGGAAUUAAAAUACCUGCUGCAAAAAAUGGAUUCAAGGUUGUACAUACAUACCACUUUCAUUAGCAACGAGAUCCGGCUGGAGACAUUCUUUGACCCAAGAUGGCGCAAGCGCAUGUCCCUGACUCUUAAAAGUAACAAAAAUCGAAUGGACUACCUCCACAUGAUCAUCGGUUUGUCAAUGAAAAUCUGUCAGAUGCGAAAUAGCAGUAUUGAUCCCAUGUUUUUUGUGUAUGUCAACCCUUUCAGCGGCAGCCACUCAGAAGGCUGGAGCAUGCCCUUUGGCGAACAUGGUUAUCCACGAUGGGAAAAAACACGACUGCAGAACUCACAGUGCUUCAACUGGACUCUUCUUCUGGGUAACAGAUGGAAGACCUUCUUUGAAACAGUGCACAUUUACCUGCGCAGCCGUGCUAAGGUUCCGACUGGCCUCCGGAAUGAUACAGGACAGGGUCCAGUGGAUCUGGCAGACCCAAACAAGCGACAGAUCUACAUUAAGAUUUCAGAUAUCCAGGUGUUUGGUUAUAGUCUGCGGUUUAAUGCUGACCUGUUGCGCAGCGCCGUGCAGCAGGUUAACCAGUCAUAUACACAAGGAGCUCAGUUCUACUCAUCCUCGUCUGUGAUGCUACUGCUGUUGGACAUUAGGGAUCGGAUUAACCGCUUAGCACCCCCUACUUCGCCUGGCAAACCACAACUGGACCUCUUCUCUUGUAUGCUGAAACAUAGGCUGAAGCUAAACAACAGCGAGAUGAUACGAGUAAACCAUGCCUUGGACAUGUACAGUACAGAGAUACUCAAACAAUCGGACCACCUGACUACAAAACUAUGUUGAGCAUAACAUUAAUAUAAGAACAGUAAUCAACAGAGAAACAACAAACUAAUUAACUAUGAGGGAAUGUUAGUCAUAUUUUUGUUCGCUUUUCUUUUUUGACCUUUUCUGCCUUUUGAUGUAAUAUUAACUUUGUAAGUAUAAUUCUUAAAAAACAAGAAAAGGGUAAAGAUGAAAAGCUUUUCUGGCAGAUAAAAAAGAUCAAUUGAAACUCUAUAUGGACUGUAUCAUAUUUGUCCCAGCAUGUCUGUAAUUUCCUUAAAGAACCUUGAAAGGAACAAGUGGAAAAAAGAAAACAUCGAAUCUAUGUACUGGAGGAAAAGGAGGCCUUGAUUUUAACAUAAGGGAUCAAAGAUUGCAUCUGAAACUGCCAUUCUUUCUUCAGAAAAAAAAUCUGACAUUUUUAAAGGUACAAAAAAACACAAGGGCAGACCAGACAUCGGUUUAUUUCACUGGAUGGGCAAAGUAUUUCAAACAUACCAGACAGUUUAGAAUAAAAUAUUUAUACAUUCUAAUUAAUUAAAUGCUCUAGUGAAUAAGUAGUCAUUACAUUUUUUACAUUUAAGAGACAACAGGAAAUCAGCAUUGCUUUUAGAAAGGAAUUUAAAACUGUCCUUGUUCUGAAAUAUGAGGCACAUGACAAGGCAGUAAUGAAGAGUCAUGAUAAAAACAAAAGCCAGCUGUUUAUAUAUACAUACGUGUGAUUGAAUGUGUGUGAAUGUGUCUGUAAACAUCUUUUUUGCAUUAAUGCUUAACACUUUGUUAAUUGAAUGUGUCAUAUGAGAUUGACCCCUCGUCUCUGUUCUAUCUUGCAUUUUGAAUGCUCCCUCUCAUUCCCUUAUGAAACGCCAGCUUUUUGCUUGUUUUUUAUUUUUUUGUUUUUCAAAAAAAAAAAAAAAACAGUACAGUAUACCUCCCGGCGAGUGAACGCAAUAUUGUGGUCUGAAGAUUAUAACAAUCAAUGCUAUUUUGUACAGCUUUGCAAAAUGUACAUGAUACUGCUGAUCUGUGGAGCUUUUCAGCACUGAGAGCAAAACGUAAACAUUCAUCAUUCAGGCACAUUUGCAAGACAACCGAAAGCCAUACACUUUCCUGAGGUAGACAUACAGUGUGUCAUGAAGCUCACCCUGUACCUGUUCCAUGUGUAUGUUUUUGUUCAACAACUUCAAGUGAUUUCAGACAAGAGCACAGCAAAAAGAAAAAUGGCGAGUGGAGACAUAACAUGUUGAGUGAAAUUGUGUUGUUAAAGCCAUUUAACUUGUAUUUUGUGCUGCAGGAAAAAUAAUAAGAAAAAAAUCUUAUAUUAAAGCUUAUAAUACCUUUUGAAAGUGUUACUCUGUAAGCUUUUUAUGACCAUAUGUAAAAAAUUCUCUUUAUGUUUUAAGCUAUGAAGUUCAACAUUUUCUGCAUGUUGCUGGCAGUAUAAAAAGAGCUGUGACUGUGUUGUAACUCAGUCUUUAACAUAAAGCACUACCUAUGUAUUAAUGGUCAGAUUUUAUUUUAAUAAUUCAAUGCUGAAACGCCUAUAAUGUGGUUGAUAUUUGCAGGUGGGCCCCUCUACUGAAUGCUCACUACAAAAACAAGCUUAGUGUGUUAUUCUGUUGUGUUUUUAUUUUAUUUUUUAUUUAUCUUUUUUUGAGCAUCACACAAAAAAUAAAGACACUAAACAAGGUUGUCCCCUUAAACACAAAUUAGAAGCCCUUUUUGAGUAAAAUGUACCAGCCCUGAAAUCGUUCUCAUAUAUUUGAAAACCACAAUUUUUCCAGUAAAUCCUAUAUGUAAGUUUUUUGUUGUGUUGUUAUUAAUUUCAUGUCUAGUAAUCUCAUGAUGUGUAUUUUUUGUGAUGUAUUUCCUUGUCCUCUUCAUCAAAAACUGCUCUUGUCUUUGUGAAACAAGUCUUGAUAAAAAAAAAAAAGAUUCAAGACAGAUGUGCAAACCCCCUUGUGUUGUGAAGGACUCAAUGCAAACAACAUAAAAAAUUGGAAUUCCAAAACAUUUGAUAAAAUAGGUUUUGGGAAUUUCAAUUUUAACUGAUUUUAAUACAUUAAACAAACAAACCACA
This is a messenger RNA of Cyprinodon tularosa, 3418 nucleotides long. Its product is annotated as BMP/retinoic acid-inducible neural-specific protein 1-like. The coding region runs from base 1 to 1359 and encodes 452 amino acids. Gene Ontology annotation, biological process: positive regulation of neuron differentiation; negative regulation of mitotic cell cycle. Lineage: Eukaryota; Metazoa; Chordata; Actinopteri; Cyprinodontiformes; Cyprinodontidae. The record is from RefSeq and is a predicted model, not a curated record. The transcript is spliced from 3 exons.